AUGUCAACGACAGAGGAUUUGAACAUACUCGGUUUGAAGGCGCUUCGUGUAAUUGCAGUUGUUAUUCCGCUCUCUCUCGUCAUAUUCACCCACGGACGCGAACUGACACCUCUCUAUGGCUCUGGCCCAACUUCUUAUCUCCUCGACAAGAUAGCGUUCGGAGCAGUACUAGCAUCCGCAAUCCAUCCCAUUCGUGUAUCAUUGAAACGCAAUCUCCUUUACACGGCGCUAACUCUCACUCUCGCCCCUAAUGCAACCUACUGGGUGGCCGUGUGGACGUCUAGAAAUAAGGAUCCAGUGCUGGGCCCAGCAAUAACCCAUGCAACCGUUUUAGGGCCCCUAGCAUUCCUGUUGACUACAUUUAUAGUUGAGAUGGACCAGGACACUGAAGUCAAGAGUACCUCAGUCUCACAAAGACCAGAGCUCAUCAUAAGGCUACUUCGAGCCAGUAUUACCCACCUCAUCUCUUCUGCAUUGGCCAAAAGGCUAUGGUCUUCUACUGCAUUUUUCUACAGGAUAUCAGACAACCAAAUAUACCUUACUCUGGCAGGCUUAGCUUUUAAUUUAUCGAUCAUUUCAUUCCAGGACAACACACAAUUUAACACCACAAAGAACGCCUCAAAGAAGAAUAGAAAUGGCAAGAAGAAUGCACAUGCCACGGCAUUCGGCAACUCGCAAAUGAAUGCUGCAUUGUUGGUUGCCUUCAAUGCUCUCUGGUGGAUGAUCUAUCCAUUGUUUGGAAACCCCAUCUUGCCACAUCCACUCUCAAAAACCUACGUCCAUCCAACAUAUCCCCUUAAUAUAUUAUCUGCCGAACAGUCUGUCACCGGACUUAUUACAGUGGGCCAGUGGCUACCUCCGCCUGAUUACAAGGGCGAAAACGACCAACAACUGCACUCAGCUCGAUACAUUCGCGCUGAUCACUCCAUUUUGGGAGGAGUAUGGACCCAUGAUAAAGUUCAAGUCCUGGAUGAUGAACCACCGCUUACGGAUUCGUUUGGUGUCCCUUUAGGCGACUCUAUUUACAGUACAUUUGUGUUACAAGAAGCGGUUCGCCUUGUGAAUAGUACAGCCACGGCAGGGAAAUGGAAUAAUGCACUUAUUAUUGGGUUAGGUGCAGGAAUUUCUGGGACUGCAUUCAUGCGCCAUGGUAUCUCAACCACAAUUGUGGAAAUCGACCCUGCAGUAUACAAAGCUGCUCGAACAUAUUUUGGCCUUCCUGAUCCUGGGACAGGGAAAGUCUUCCUCGAAGAUGCGAGGAAGUGGACAGCCAAGAAAAGAGCCAGCAUAGAAUCAGGCAAUAAAGAAACGCUCUAUGACAUUGUCGUCCAUGACUGUUUUUCAGGUGGUGGCGUUCCUGAGCACAUCUUUACAUUCCAAUUCUGGAAUGACCUGAAGACCGUGAUGCAACCUGAAGGAGUAUUGGUGGUUAAUUUUGCAGGAAGUGUUGGGUCAAUGUCAUCUCGUUUAGUCAUAAACACUCUUGAAAGAAACUUUGGACAAUCAUGUCGGGCAUUUCACGAUUUGUUCGAAGACCUGACGCCAGAAAAAUACGACACCGAAUUUAUUAAUGUGGUGAUAUUCUGCACUCGCAGUCCAUCUCCUCUAACGUUCAGGAAAACAAGGAGAUCUGAUUGGUUAGGAUCACCCCUGCGUCGCCAUAUCUUGCAAUCAUUAGAAAACAGGGAGGUUAACCUCACUUCAAUUCGAAGUCCCCCUGGUGAUAUGAGAUAUAUAUUGACUGACCAUCAAAACCCCUUGGGAGCGUUGCAAAAAAAGCAAGCGAAUCAUCAUUGGAAGGUGAUGCGCGAUGUCUUGCCUAAUGUUCACUGGGAGACCUAUUAG
This is a messenger RNA of Psilocybe cubensis, 1845 nucleotides long. RefSeq lists its product as uncharacterized. Gene Ontology annotation, biological process: polyamine biosynthetic process. The coding region runs from base 1 to 1845 and encodes 614 amino acids. Lineage: Eukaryota; Fungi; Basidiomycota; Agaricomycetes; Agaricales; Agrocybaceae. The record is from RefSeq and is a predicted model, not a curated record. The transcript has 7 exons.